Messenger RNA from Closterium sp. NIES-65, 903 nucleotides. The record is from the annotation of a GenBank genome assembly. NCBI's taxonomy places the organism in Eukaryota, Viridiplantae, Streptophyta, Zygnematophyceae, Desmidiales, Closteriaceae.
AUGGCGAAGAGGCUCUCGGCGACCCACUGUGAUAGGCCAGGGUUCUCCAGGCAUUCCCCAGGGGAGGACUCUUGGUAUUCCCGAGGAGAGUUGCGAGGGGAUUCAACAGGGGAGGAGGAGGACCAGCAGGAGGAGAGAGGCGAGCAGGGGGAGUUGGAAAAGAGAGCCGACUGGAAUCGCAUGAGGGCGGCGGUCGGGGAGGCGAUGGAGGAGGGGGAGGAGGAAUAUGAGGGUGAGGGAGAGGAUGAAGAGGAGGCAGAGGCGGAAGAAGAUGCUGUAAUUGACUGGUGGGCGAUCUUGACGGGGAGAAGGGGCCUGGGUAAGGUGCUGUUGGGUGCGGUGCUGCUGGGUAGGGUGCUGCUGGGUGGGGUGCUCCUGGGUGGGUCGGCAUGGUUGGGUGGGGCGGUGGGGACAGUAGAGGCAGCAGUGGAAGAGACGGUGGCAGGAGCAGUGGAGGGAUCAGCAUUGGUGGAAGCAGCAGCAGCAGGAGUAUGUACAUUGCGGGCUGCAAUCUUUCCACCGCUACUGCUGCUGCUGGUGCAGUUAUCACCAGAGCUCGAGCCGCUUACUGCCUCAGCAGAAGACAGAGAAGCUUCAGUUGCGGAGGCGGGAGGAGUUGAGGCCGGUGAGGAAUGGUCUGGGAAGGUUAUAUGGAAGGCCCGCAGUGACGUCAGCCACCUGGAUGUCCACAAAAAGCAGCUUGAUUCCCGCGGCGUCCUUGGCUUGGCAGACGGCAGAAAUAUCUCGCCAAUUGACGCACUCCACUUCAGCAAACUCCUCCAGGUCACCCCACUCGCUCUCCUCCGCUGUACCCCCACCAACCUGUUCCUCCUCGUUGCCCUCGGAGCGGUCUUGGAGUUCCUCAUUGCCCCUCAUUGGCUGCUGGCGACCCACGUCUCUUAG